GGAAAGUCUUUAUUCACUGAGAACCCUGUGACUAGCAGUGCUCCUGAUAGCACAUCGACUCGGCGGCAUUCGGUUACCUCUGUCUGUGUAUGGCUAUGCAAUAGAGCGGUAUGGCGGGUCAGCCUCCUCCUCCUAAACCAUGGGAGACCCGGCGGGUCAUGGGGGGUCUCCCCUCCACCUCCUAUCAGUGAGUGUAUACAGUGAGGGGCAGCAAGGUGCUGGGGUGACAUGAGAAGAGGCUGUUAGGCCAGAGGUACCUAAUCCAGACAUAGCAGGAAGUGCCCCAGGCUGGGGUCCAAAGAGCAGCUCUGUGGCCUGCCUUGCACGUAGACAGACAGAACUAAUUAUUAUUAAUGAUAAAUAAAGCACAAAGGGGGAUCAUUUAUUAACGCAAAGGAGGUGCUAUUCAAGGGCAAUGAGGAGCAGUGGUCAUGGUGCAGAAUAGAAUGCUUCAGAACAUUUAGAACUCUGCCCAGAAUAGCACCUGUCUUGUACUGUGAUAAACUGAUGGCAUUGGUGUUUUUUUUUUUUUUUUGUAUGUUCUAUUUUUUUAUUUUAUUAAUAAGCAGUAAACAUUUCUUGAAUACCCAGGCAUAAUGAACGUUUAAUUUUUAAUGAACAAAACAAAAUGUGAAUGUACAUGGCAUUUUUUAAUAAUAUUAUAAAAUGUUGUUAAACAUCACAAUCUUUUAAAAACAAAAACAAACACAAUGUCGAACUCUUAUUUACUGUACUGAUUACUAAGUGAUGAUCUUAAUAUUCACAAGAUAAUGAGCUAACUCAUGCUGCCUCAAAAAGGAUUUAUUAAGUAAACAACAUAUUGUGGCAAACUGAAAUGCAAAUGGAGAAAUGUAGGCAAAAAUAGUGAAGCUUGAAAUUGAGAUGGGGCUCUGAACUCCUCUGCUGGCCUCAGUCCUUGGCCAUCACGUCCCACUUUUGCUUAGUUUGCCCAAUGGCCAGUCUGAGCCAGACCAUAACCACUACAGCCCACUGAAGUGGUUAUGGUUGAACAAAAUUGUGGUCCGGGCACUCAAGGAUCAGUGAAACAGCAGGUUUAUUUGGAAAAGUGCUCUCAACCAGUGAGCAGGCUCUGUGCUGCUGGGCUUAGUACAGGGGGACAAUCAGAAACUCCCUGCAGGAGCUUGAAGCCUCCAGAGGAAAAAGGUAACUGGUUCUUUGCAGAUAGUUUCUCAAACCAUUCACAAAGAGCUUGACUACUUACAAUGGGUGUGCUCCAGGGCACUCCUGUUUCCAUAACCACUACAGUCGAAACCCCAACAUUAUGAAUAAAUAUAUUCAUUGUAUUAGAGUUGUCCUUUAAAGGUGGUUUGCUGUGACUGAAUUAUUCCACCAGGUAUGGAGGUUAAUUUGCUGCUAUUGGUGGACAGUAAAGAAAGGGUUAAGAAAUAUGAGCCUCAGUGUCUUGACAUAAAAUUUUCUUUUUUGUGCCUUAAAAUAUUUAAUUGUAUUUCUCUUUCUUAAUCUAGAUCAGCCGACUUAAGGGCUAAUAUCUUGACCAGACCUGGACAGCCAACUCUUAGCAGGGUACCACCUCCAGUACUUCCAAGACCAACUCAACAGACAAGAAGUAGUACUAUCAGCCAGUACCGGCCUGCAUACAGCUCGUUCUCACCUGGCUUUGGCAACUCCUAUGGCAGUUCAUUUUAUGGUAGCUAUAGCCCCUAUGGCUAUGGGGGUGGGUUAGGCUAUAAUCGGUUUCAAGCAGAUGACGUGCCUCCAAGUAGGUUUGUUAGACAGGCUGAAGAAAGCAGCAGGGGUGCAUUCCAGUCCAUCGAAAGCAUUGUCCAUGCAUUUGCCUCUGUCAGUAUGAUGAUGGAUGCCACUUUUUCUGCUGUUUAUAACAGCUUUAGAGCAGUUCUCGAUGUGGCAAAUCACUUUUCCAGGAUGAAGAUACAUUUCACGAAUGUGUUUUCAGCUUUUGCACUAGUCCGGACAAUCCGCUUCCUUUACAGGCGUUUGCAGAGACUUUUGGGUCUCCGGAAAAAUUCAGAAACAGAAGAUUUAUGGACUGAGAGUGCAGGAACUGUGGCACUGAGUGGCUCUGAGAAAAAUGUCACAGACUCUGCAAAGUCCUGGCCUAUUUUUUUGUUUUUUGCAGUCAUCCUUGGAGGCCCCUACCUCAUUUGGAAACUUUUGUCCAACUGCAAUGAAGUUACUGAAAAUGGUAAGUAAAGGGAAAUGAGCAGAGCAUCACUCUUAACCACUCAUAUUCUUUUCUAUUAUCGUGACAUUUAUAGUUUAGAGCGGGCAUCUCACCGCCACCCCCAAGUGUUGCUGAACUACAGGUCCCAUUAUUCCAUGGCCAUCGUAGAUGUUUGGGACUUGGGGAUCCUCAAUUAUAUUGUCAAACUACUUGAAAACUGUAUGAGAUAUAAAAGGAUGGAGGGACUGUACCAGUAGUAUCCUUGUGCCCCAUGGAUUCAUGUUGCAGUGAAUGAAUUGAGAGGAAAACGACUUGUAGUUUUAAGGUGAAAGUGCUAUGAUCGCAAAAGUGGUGCAGACUUGAAAAGGUAAGGCACUCGGCAAGAAAAACAGCAGGCACGUUUUUGCCUUUGGAUUCCACACAACUUUUUCAACUUUGCAACACUUUUUAGAACAAACCAAACUUUUACUGCACAGUUUUUUUUUUUUUUUAUUGGUUUUUUUUUUUAUAUGCUGCCAGACUUCAGCUGUUAAAGGACCACUAUAGUGCCAGGAAAACAUACUCGUUUUCCUGGCACUAUAGUGCCCUGAGGGUGCCCCCACCCUCAGGGCCCCUCUUCUGCCAGGCUGGAUGGAGAGGAAGGGGUUAAACACUUACCUUUCUCCAGCGCCGGGCUCCCUCAGUGCUGGAGACUCUCCUCCUCCUUUUCCAUUCAUCGGCUGAAUGCGCCUGCGCGGCAAGAGCCAUGCGCGCUCUCAGCCAGUCUCAUAGGAAGGCAUUCUCAAUGCUUUCCUAUGGACGUGAAAAGCACAGUGAGAAUCACGGAAGCGCCUCUAGUGGCUGGAUUAACCCUAAGGUAAACAUAGCAGUUUCUCUGAAACUGCUAUGUUUACAGCAGAAAGGGUUAAUCCUAGGUGGACCUGGCACUCAGACCACUUCAGUAAGCGGAAGUGGUCCUUUAACUUCAGCCUGAAACCAAAAAUAGAAGUCAGCCUACAAUACUUACCGUACUUAAUGUUACCCCAUUGCUUCACAUGAAAAUGUCUGUCUCAAGAGUCCUUUACUUUAUAUUCUUUCGUUUUCAUGUAGAAUCAAUCAUCUUACUGCAGAAACAGUGUAAGAAACUCAGUUCACUUAAAGCUUCUCACCUGAUCAGCUAAAGGUGAUAUCAGUAUCUUAAAGGGACACCGUUGGACUAUAGUCCUUACAUCUCAUUAAAUUGGUUAUAGUAUCUGCAGUCCUCUGGAGCCGUCCCUCCAUUCAGUGUUAAAUCAUUUCUAGCAGUUUAACACCGAAUGAGGAUCCCUGGCCACCCACUGCCUGGGCCUCUGCUGGGGGUAUGGUUAAGGCAAGGAUUACACAUUUCCUUCUAGCAACACAGAGUUAUACUUGCAAUGAGCAUUGUGAUAGGUUGAAAUUUGUCAGCUGACAUCCUGAACCAAUCACAGACACCCACUGCAGCUCAGGCUUAUGCUUCCUCAUUAGCCCAAGCAGUAGAGAGGGGAUGGACCGUUGGACACUAUUGUUUAGCAUUAAACCAUUAUUAAUGGUUUAAUGCUAAAUGGAAUAAUGGUGCCAGGGGACUACAGACCCUUAACCCCUUACGGACACAUGACAUGUGUGACAUGUCAUGAUUCCCUUCUAUUCCAGAAGUUUGGUCCUUAAGGGGUUAAACCACUUCAAUGAGGUGAAACUUUAUUAAAUAAGGUACCAGUAGGGAUGCACCAAAAUUUUCACCUGAAAAAUGGGCCUAUCCCAGUUUCGAAUGCCACCCAAUUAGACAAGUCCAAACGAUAAAAUAAGUAUAUAAUAAAAACAAGGUAGACUUGUGCAGCUGGUUUAUCAUAGAUUACCUUAAAGAAUGUGUCAACAGGUGGCAAGACAUCCCAAUGUUUCUGCUUUGGCCUUUCACAAAAGAUAAAUUAUGUAUCUGGUUUAUUAUAUCCUGUGUUUUUGUUUCCAAUUUUCUAUGUAGUGAUUGUAAGUUGCUCUAAGUUUUUACUACUAUUGGUCUAUGUACGUUUUUCAUCUUUUCAAUUGUCUUGUGCUAUAAUAUUGGGAUUGGGAUAACCCCCAGGAGUCCGACUGGGGCAGUGUUCUAGAGUGAACAGCUGGCUCUCCUAACUGUGCUCUCCAGUAAUCCAAAAGGUAAAUGUCAGAAGAGCAGAUAUUUUAUUUUACUUUUGAACUAGUGGCAUUAGGCAAACGUCCUUUCCAAAGUUGGGUGAUAAUGGUGAAAUUUUUAUUUUUAUCUAUAGUUUUUGGCCUCCUUAAAUGGAGCAUCUAGUCAUCUAGGCACAUUUGGUUUUCAAGUUUCUUGUGGUGAAGUUAUCAUAAUACUGCUAACUAAGGUUCAGAGUUCAGAAUCUCACUCAGUGCUAUUCCAAGAAUGAGAUCACUUUAAAAGUGGCUAUUGCGUAGUUACUGUAAUUACACUUUGAUGCUAUUUGGAAAGCAUCAACAUGAUCCAGGUACAAUACAGUGAUAUUUCUUUACACUGCUUCCUUUGAAAAAUAUGUGACCGGGAGAAAAGCAAGACAAACAUGAAUUGAUUUUACGACAAGGUACUUGAACUCAAUAGAAUACCUAUUUAUACAUUAGGCAAUAUGUUUAAAAAGCAAAUGUAGGGCAAAGUGCUAUAUGUACAGUAAUCAUUCCAUUGCAUUUGUUUCCAUAGCUCUAGUUUAGCUGUCAUGUGGAUCUUAAAAAAAAAAAACAAACAAACACCUUUUACAGAAAUAUUCUUACAUUGCCUGGAGUGGAUGGAAGCUGUCAAAUAACUUCUUCAGAAUUACAGGCUUUUUAAUCCAUCUUUUAAGGAAUGUCUAUAAACUUGCCAACUGUGCAAGGUCACGAUUUUUAGCAAUUAUUACAUAGAACCGUCAAUUCAAAUAUGAUUUGAGGGAGAAAAAAAACUCAGGGCCAGAAAAUGUGGAAAAUUGAUAAGCAACCGUAUUUGAGUUGAAGCGAUUGGCAAGGUGAAUAUUUGCUCCGUUUUAGCAUUUUUUUUCUUCUACAAUUUUCAUCUAAUUGUGACAGUUUUCCACAAUUCCCUCUUUAGUUAAAACACCUUAUAGGCCAUUGCUUUUCAUUUGAGAAUCUUGUCAGUAUGAGUCUCUUCAUAUAGAUUUAUGUUGCAUGUGCAUCAUAUUUGACUCCUGUACUUGGAAGGUCAUCCUUUGUUCUUACUUUACAUUUCGAACGUUUUGUUCUUUUUUGUUUGUUUGUUUUUUUUUUUAACAAUAAUCUCUCGGAUAUUAGAAGUUGUAUGCUUCUUUUUAAAAGGAAUCUCAUCUUGUUAAUUAAAGUUUUGUUUUUUUUCUUAUUCUUUGUGUAGAAAAUGUUAAUUGGGCCAGUGGAGAAGACGACCACGUUGUGGGAAGGGCAGAGUAUGACUUCACUGCAACUUCUGAUGAAGAGCUCUCUUUCCAUGCUGGAGAUCUUCUUAAUUUGGCUCCUAAAGGUAUGUUUGCUUGUUUUUUUUACUUAAAGGAACACUCCAUUAGAUGUAAAUACAUUUAUUUCUCACACUGGAAUAUUUUGGAUUUAGGGCACCACCCCUUAAAAAAACAAGUUGCUAACCUCUAAACAGAGGUCAGACUGUCUUCUUGCUCUGCUCCGUCUCACGGGAUCAUCAAUUUUGAUGUUCUCCAAGCCCAACCAAUGCUUCUUGUAGAGAAGUAUUGGAACAUGGCUCAUACACAGCAAAUGCUGCAAUGCACCUGUAAGAUUUUUCUAUGAGAAGUCCUUAGUCCAGCUUUGAGAGGGCACUCAAAGCAAGCAACCAUGGCAACCUUUCUGGUUUUCUGGUUGACAGCUGGGAGCUGUUGCCAAGGGUCUUUAUAAAAGUGCAGAUAAGUGCUGCAUCUCUGGAUAGCAGAUUUUAUGAUAGAAUUCAAAUGGUUCCUUGACAAUCCCAGCAACCUAGACAGAGUCCUGCCCAAAUGGCUAUAGAAUAGAAUGUCAGGCUGAAAUAGAACCAGAUCCUAAUUUUGUUGCCUAAAUUCAAUCAAGCAGAACAUUUUAUUUUUAAAGAACUAAAUUCAAACACCGCUACAGCUAAAUUACACUUUCUCCAACAACCAUGACCACUUCUACUUUUAGAAGUGAUCAUGGUGGUAGGAAUCUGGAUGUGUAGUGUUUCAGCUUGAGUUAUUGGCAAUUGUGUUGUGGAGGCAAGUUGUAACCCCCCCUCGCACAUAAUCACUUUAUUUAUGCAGCCCUAGUGACACCUCCCUGCAUGUGGCUUACACAGCCUUCAUAAACACUUUCUGUAUAGAGUCAUCUAAUGUUUACACUUCUUUUAUUGCAAAUUGUUUCAUUUCGAAUUUCUUAUCUCCUGCUCUGAUAAUAGCUUGCUAGUGUCAGCCCUCUUACACUUACCUUGGCGGUCCGCGGAUCUGCCGAUGCCGGGAUCCGGGGGACUGCUUUUUCCACAAGGCCUGAGGCUCCACUCUGCCUCAGAGAUGCCGGCCGCUGUGCACUCACCCCUUUUUAUGACACGGCGCAUGCAUGCCAGCGUCAUGACGUCAGAAGAGCUCUAUGCAAAAGAGUUCAGCCCACACAUACCUUUUGGAGGCGUGGCUAUGCUUAUCACGCCCCCAACCAUAUAAAAAAAAAAAAAGUCUGCCCAAAUCACAGUGCCCUGUUGUGGUUCCUAGUGUUCCUUGUGUCACUAGUGUCCUUAUAGCGCGUUUCGGUAUCCUUUGUGGUAUAUAUUUGGUUUUGACCCACCUUCCUUUCAACUAUUCUGUUUUCUGGUUCCCUUGACUCUGCUUUGUUUCUCAUACUUGUGUAUUUCUGGCUUCCCUUGACCUUGUCUGAUGUUCCUUAAAGUUUAUUCUUUAUUCCGGCCAUUCUAAGGACCGGCUUAGGGAUCUUCUUUCUGUCUCUGAUGUCUCCUGGUGGGUUUUCACUCUGCGUGUUGGGUUGUACGUUACAGCUAGACCCUGCAGGAGUCUCCUGUGUGUGAUAAAAGUUCAAUUUACAGAGAAGGAGAUAAAAACUUUUAAACUAAGUUACAUCAGAUUGAUAAUGAAACCAUUUUCUUCAUGCAGGUUGUGUCAGUCACAGCCAGGGGAGGUGUGGCUAGGGAUGCAUAAACCGCAACAAAAAGUGAUUUAACUCAUAAAUGGCAGAGAAUUGAGCUGUGAAACUUCAGAGGCAUGAUCUAUACACUAAAACUGCUUCAUUAAGCUAAAGUUGUUUUGGUGACUAUGGUGUCCCUUUAAGCAGCAACAUUGUAUCUGUGUAGGAUACCCAAUUGACACUUUUUUAACCAUAUAUCUUUCCUCAAAUGUUUUAAUGCCUUGUUCAAUCCUAGCAUUCUGUAUGCCAAGAAAAUCUUUCUUGCAUAUCUGGUGCAAUUUUCACUAAAGUAUUCCAUGCCCUUUCGUGAUAUUAGAUAUUAAUCCAGUGGUACAGACUGCAUAUAGACAGCAAUGGCUACCAAUUGCUCCUGCAGAUGUUUCUUUACUACCUUUCCCAUAAUGCUCAACCAAGCUUAAGGACUGGUUGGGUGUCAUGGGUAAUGUAGUUCAGAAACAUCUGGUGUGCUGAUGUUCACAUUAAGGGUUCAAAGACUAGAUUGUGCAUUUAUUUUUAAAGGAACAAGUGGUGAAUGAGGGACAAGUAUAAUUAUUAAUUUUUUUUUUUUAUUAUUCACUUUUUAUUUGAAUUUUAAGUUGUCAAAGGAAAUAUUAGGGUACAGAAAAUAAAAGUGGGUGGAAGGGUACAAGUCAGGUAAUGCGACAGGUUGCAUACUUUGUACAGUACAAUCAAACAGCGGCUCUUACCUAUCCUAUAGGGCAUGGAUAGGCAACCUUCGGCACUCCAGAUGUUGUGGACUACAUCCCCCAUAAUGCUCUUACACCCAUAAUGCUGACAAAGCUUCAUGGGAGGUGUAGUCCAAAAUAUCUGGAGUGCCUAAGGUUGCCUAUGCCUGCUAUAGGGACAGGUGGGGGUACAGAAGUGAAAACAGGGGACGAUGAAGGGGGACUGGUUCACAUUUUACACUUCUGUUGAACAACAAUGUUACAUAUGAGAACAUAAGAGAAGGGACAAGCAUAAUUUUUAACGCUGAUUUUUACCAAAUGGGCUUAACUGCAAGAGGCUUUAGUUACUUUGACUCAAACACUGGAUAGGUUACACGAUAAAAAGACAAACUAUCUGUAAACGGUCUAUUACUGCUAUUCGAAAACAUUAUUGAUGAGGUUUUUUUUUUUUUUGUUAUUUUUAGAACAACAGCCUAAAAUAAGAGGUUGGCUUCUGGGUAGUCUGGAUGGACAGACAACUGGAUUUGUACCGACCAAUUACGUCAAAAUCCUUGGAAAAAGGAAAGGUAGAAAAUACACAGAGCCUGAAAAGAGUCAGGAGCCCCAGACCUUCUUGAACACUUCAUCGACUCAGGGAGCCACUGCAAUGGCAACAUUAGAAGAGCAAGAGGCUGCCUUGGAAUCUGUUUUUGUAGAAACCAACAAGCCAGCACAUGAAUUCAACACAAAUGGAGCUCGUGGGGAAAUAUAUGAUCUAUAAGUUCUUUUACUGUCUGUAGACCAGAAAUACGUUGCAAAGCAGUGCUUUACUUGUUUUUUGGCAGCAAAUAUUCUAGUAAUUUUAAUAUUUUUCUUGUUUUUCUGCCUAUUAACUCCUUCAGUGCAAAGGUUUAGGAAAAUGCUAAAGCGUGACAGUUUGGUUAUGUUAUCUGUCUUGAAGGGGUUAGUGAUUUAACUGCUUACAGGGACACUCCGGAUACCAUAACACCAUCACCUGAUUAAGUUGCUAUGGUGCAAGGAGAUCCUUGGACGCCGUCUGUUCUUUGGAUAUAAAAUAUUAAUUAAUAGCUUAACCUCCUAAGUCUUGAAGACAGCACCUGAUUGCCCUGUACCUCUGCUUACUCUGAAGGUCCAAGGCUUCAAUCAGAAAGCCUCACUCACUUUUCUGAAUGGGGAGCUAGUGAUAGGCUGAGAGCUAUUAGCGGAACCUGGUACGAGUCUUUUUGAUUAAAGCCUCGGAAAUUCAGAGGAAGUUGAUCACCAGAGCAAUCAAGCGCCGUCUUCUAGACUUUUGGGUUAAACCGUUCGUUAACGCUUUAACCCCUUAAGAUAAGACAGCAUCCGAGACCACCUCACACCUUAACAACUUCAUUGUAAUUAUGUUGUUAUGGUGCCCAGAGUGGUCCUUUAAACGGUGCAUGUGUAGAUUAAAAAAUAUAAAGUUGACCUGUUACCUCUGAACUUGUGAGAUCACGUAUGCAAAUUAGCUGCUGCACUGAAUCAUUUGCAUAUAUGGUUUAGUUUAUGUUAUUGUUGGGAUGGGGGCAAUCACCUUUAAAACCCAUUCUCCUCUUAUUUUGCUACUACAAUGUAUAGAUUUAUACUAAAAAAAACACUGGUUGAUUGGCUGUUGCACAUCUUACCUGUAAGUUUAAUUAAACUGAUAAAGGAAAACAUCAUAUUUUUUUUUCUUUUUUUCUUUCAGUGGUACAUAAGAUAACAUGUAAGUGGCUUUGCUAAAAAUGUGUUUACCUUGAGGCAUCUGUCAGUGGGGAAGACCUCUGAGAGUAAACAUUAAUAAGUAGAAUCAUUUAGACUAGAGACCCUUACUUUUGUCCACUGUUGUCCAUUGUAGUGGCGAUGGUCGUAGCAGACUCCUGACACAAUUUUUUCACGCGAUUUGACACAAACUGGGCUAAGCCCCUGAAUCACCAUAGUGCUAAUGCAGAAGUUACACUUCCACACUAGCAUAAUUGGUUUAAGUCAUAUUUGGACAACAUUGAUUGGGCGAGUGUGUAUAUCCAUACUGUGUACAGCUUGUAUCUUUGUUCAUUAUGUUUCCUUUCUUAGUCUUAAAUACUUCCAAAAAAACAACAAAAAAAGUCCUAUCCUUUAAUUUUACAAGCACUUUAGCAUGAUUGCAGUGCAAACCACUGUUGUAGAGGAAGAGGCUAAUCUGCAGCAUGAAACGGAUUGCAUUUUUAAAAAAAUUUUAAAAAAAAUUAAAUUAACUUUACGACUUCCUAUGUAAAACAAAUGCUUCUUCAUGGUUAAUGUACUCGGUGUUUUGGGUUUUCAGAACUCAGAUUUAGUAAUCCCUGCUUUGGCUGGGUUUCUAUUUCAAGCACGCAUCUAAGCAAUGAAGCAGUCAAGAAGAAUUAAUUAACCAAAUAAUGUUGUGAUUGGAAUCUUACUAAAUGUUAGAUUUUAAAGAUUGCAUUCUGAAAUGAGAAGUUAUGGAAGUAACCCAAAUUCAAAGUGAUUUUAAAUUUCUUCGGUCCAAACAGUCAAAUUCUAAAUAUGCUCAAAGUCAGCUGUUAUCACUUCAAAUUAUUUUGGCCGUGAAUUUGACAUUUACUUUGUAGUUCAGACAAAUUACACUUUAGUGAAAAAUCUAUUCAUUUACGAUUAGCAGGGCUUUUUCUUAACCUGUCAGUGCUGAAAACAACAUCUAUUCUGUACUAGCAUAAGGAUUUUACAGACCAGAUUGUGAAGAAAAAUUAAAUUGGUCAUAAUCGGGUUAAAAUGCCCGAAUAUAACAGAAUAGUAGAUAUCCAGUGCAAUUUGGCUGAAGAGUUUUCUGGCAAAUCCUGUAUUUCGAAAUUUACCUUUUUAAGAUUGAGGUAAACUGAAAUAAAUAUUGCAUGCAUCUUUUUAUGUAAAUACAGUAAGUAGUAAGACAUUGAGCAAUAAGGGUUUAUUAAGUGGCUGAAAUGAAAUUAGUUUUUGUUGGAGUGAAAACUCACCCAGGUUUAAUGCUUAGGCAAUCCCCCUCGAAUGUUAAUUGUCUGAUCUGUGCAAUGAAAAACCAUAUUACGAAGGGCCUGAAUAGCCAUAAAUAGCAUGUUAACAUUUUGUAAAAUUUGUCUCUAAAGUCUUUCAACUUCAUCAUGAUUUAUAAAUAAAAGUCCAUUUUAAUAAGCCUGGACCUAUAAUAUAAGGUUUAUUCUAAAGAUGUCAAAAGGUUCCAAUAAAAAUAUACAUUAUUAGUGACAACCAGGAGAUUGUCUUUUUUGCCUUUUUAGAAUAAGUAAGGCAAUAGUGAUUAACAGGAGACCUAAAAUCAUGCAUAAUCUCACCAGAUAACACCAGCCAUUUCUAUCCAGCUUUCUUUUAAAUUAAACAGUUUGUUAUGAUGUACUCUCUGUGUGGCGUUUGCUUGCUAGACUUUAAUAUUUAACAAUAUGAAUAAUUUCAAACUAUCAGAAAUAAUUUUUUUAAAUAUUCAGGGUUCAAAAUUUCUACUAGCCACUGGUGAAUGAAAAUGUAGCCGUCAAGUAGAAAUAUACCGCUGUUGUGUAUGCUUUGGCUUACAGAUGCGAGUAAAUUAAGGCAUGGCUAGAAGCCCAAUACUUAAAAUGUUAAGCCUUGUUCAGCACAAUCUACAGAAGUUCAUCGGAUUAUGAUUCUAGAGUUUUUAAAGGGACACUAUAGCCACCAGAACAACUACAGCUUAUUGUAUUUGUUCUGGUGAGUAGAAUCAUUCCCUUCAGGCUUUUUCCAGUAAACACUCUCUUUUCAGAGAAAAUGCAGUGUUUACAUUACAGCCUAGGGAUACCACCACUGGCCACUCCUCAGAUGGCUGCUAGAGGUGCUUCCUAGAUCAGUGCUGCACAGUGUCUCUGCCCUCUGCAUGGAGACACUGAACAUUCCUCAUAGAGAUGCAUUGAGUUAAUGCAUCUCUAUGAGGAGAUGCUGUUAGGCCAGGGUUGAGUUUGGCUUGUGCUGGUUCUGCCCCUGAUCUGCCUCCUUGACAAGCUCAGACAAUCCAAUGCUUUCCUAUGUGAAGGCAUUGUGAUUGGCUCAGAACACUACUUCUGAUGAUGUCAGCCAAGCAGGUAGAUCAGGGGCAGAGCCAGCAGCAGACUGGAAUAAAGGUAAGAUGUUGCAAUAUUUAGGAGGGCAAGGGGAGGCCAGAUGAGCUAGCUGGUGGUUUUAACACUAUAGGGUCAGGAAUACAUGUUUGUGUUCCUGACCCUAUAGUGGUCCUUUAAAGAUUCAUUAUAACAUUGCCAUGCUGAUACGGAGGAGACACUGAAUUUUAUUUAUUUUCUGAUAAUGUGGAUAGAAAUGUCUCACUGCAUUUUCUACGUGUUAAGAAGAAAUACAAAAUGCUGUUUUUUUCUUAAUUCUAAUUUUAUUUUGAAAUUGCAUGUGUCAUGCUAGAGUCUGGCUCAUGUGUCAUUGGGAUCCACUAUCUUCUGAACCAAAGCAUGGUGGGAGUUAUAUGAAUUUAGGAGGUUACAUUUAAUAAGAGUAACAGAGUUGCUCUCUAAACACGUGGUAUCUAAACGACAAAAUAUAAGCUACAUACGUUUUUUAUCUCUGCUUGCCUUGAAGGGACACAACAGUCACACAGACCACUUCAUGAAGUGGUCUGGGUGCCAGGUCCCUCAGGUUUUAACCCUUCAGAUGCAAACAUAGUAGUUUCAGAGAAAUUGCUAUGUUUACAAUUGGGGUUAAGCCAACCUCUAGUGGCUGUCUUCCGGACAGCCACUAGAGGCACAUCUGCGAUGCUGGAGGCAUAUUAUGCCUCCAUCAUGCAGAGCGUCCAUAGGAAAAUCAUUGAGAAAUGCUUUCCUAUGGACACUUUGAAUGUGCGCGCGGCACUUGCCGCGCAUUCGCAUUCGGCUCCGCUGACGUCAGACGGGGGAGAAGAGGUCACGGGCGCUGGAUUAAAGUAAGUGGCUGAAGGGGUUUUAACCCCUUCAGCGUCACGGGUGGGGGCACCCUCAGGGCACUAUAGUGUCAGGAAAACCGCUUUGUUUUCCUGACACUAUAGUGACCCUUUAAUUUUCAAUACUAAUUUCAGAUUGCUACAGUCUGUAAUUUAUUGAAUAAGCCUGAGCGUGUUUAAUUUAUUUUAGCACAGACUGUAGGGUGAAUGUAUACUAAGAUUCCUUUCUGGUCUAAGUAUCUAUUAAAGGAACACUACAGACCACUGUUGUGGUUAGAGUGCUAGGAAUGCCCUGGCUCCAUCCCACAGAAAAAUAUAAAAAAUUAUGGCCUGAUUUGACAUUACCUAGGUAACCAAGUCACAUCUACCUUGCCUGGUCUUCUCCAGCAGGAGUAGCCAAUUAUCACUAGAGCAGGUAUGAGCAAUCAGUAGAUGCUCAGAUGCUGUAGGACAUUCUGAAGGCUGGCAUAGCAUCAUGGCAGUUGUAGUUCUACAACACUUGGGGAUCUAUAUUUAUACCCUGCAUUACAGAAAACAGGACCAUAAUCUGUGUGGUCCUCCUUUGCUCUAAAGUGAUAUCCAGCUUCUUCUACUGGAGUAGAAUGGAUGCAGUGUGGACACUUGGUUUGACCCAUGUAAGUUGUCAAACAGUGAUCGUGGCCAGGCCACUCUUGACACCAUAACCGCUACAGUGGGUUGUUCUUACUAACCUUAUGGGACCAUGGAACACAGGGGGAACAUAGAUGGGUAGAUGUUCCUGUGAUGAAGUGUAAGGAUGUUUUAUACAGCCCCACCCAUCAAAUGUUCUAUGUAGCUCAUCUCUGCUCCAAAGCAGUUGUCUUCUCCCCAUAUCUGGACCUCUUCUGUCUAGGUGUGUGUAGACAUGGUACUGCAUGACGUUCAUUAACAUGAACCUAUCAUCAAUCACCUAACCUUCAAUCCAGCGCUGCUAUGUCCUUAUCAGAGGUCCACCUGCACCAGUGUUAAUUUUGUUGACUAACAAUUUUAGUCUCCUAAAAUAUUUGAGAUUUAGUCGACUAUAACUAAAACAAUUAAGAUGACUAAAAUACGACUAAAACUAAAAUGGCUUUUUAGUCAAAAGACUAUGACUAAAACUAAAUUGAAAUUUGCCGCCAAAAUUAACACUGCUUGGGAACAUUUUCUCAAGUAGGGCAAACUUCUUCUGUGACGUUAACACGCUUGCUUCAUUGCUUGUCUGAAUAGAGUGACAUCAAUUGCUGUGUUCCAAUACUCCCUAGCCAGCGCUAACCAUGCCAAAUAAUUGAUUGACAGAUGAGAGAAAGACCUAUUUUUUUUAAAUUAAUUUAUUUUCCCCAUCUAUCCAUGUGUUUGCUUACAAAAUGUUUGCAUAGAUGGAAUGUUUUGUUCUUUAAAAGGAGCAUAAGUCAUAAUUGACCUGACAGGUACUCUUUAAGACCUCAUAGAUUGUAUGUCUAAUGGAAAUUUCACUUUACCUUCAAAGAAUGUUCUAUUGUGCUAAAUUAGAUAACCUUGCAAAAUAUGGCAGAGGGUUCUGCAGUAUCUGUAAUGCAUUUUCAACAUAAAAUGGUUUAUUAUUAAUCUGUAAAAUCACAAGAUGAUUAAGUAUGACAUGUUAAGGGAAGCUAUUGUUUUGCUCAGUAUGAUUUGGGGUUUUUUUGUCAUGGGGAAAAAAAAGCAUAACUGAUCAAACUGUACAGAUUUUGUCUUGGUAUGUAUUAUGUUGUUCUGUUGAAAUUUGUUUUAAUUUUCAAGGAGCCAUAAAAUAAUUUAAAUACUUGUUUUGUAUGUAAUGUACUUUACUAUAAUUUAGACAUUGUAAAUAUAAUCUAAAAUCCAAAAAUAAUUCUAAACACACAAGCUAAAUUAAUGUUCUAUUUUAUGUGUUUGCAUUAAGGACAAAAUAAAUACGCUCAAAUACUGUGAUGUCUGAAUGUUUUUCCAACUUUACAAUUUGCCUGUCAUGGUUAAAAU
Pelobates cultripes (western spadefoot toad) is the source of this 14809-nucleotide messenger RNA. Lineage: Eukaryota; Metazoa; Chordata; Amphibia; Anura; Pelobatidae. The record is from the annotation of a GenBank genome assembly.